Molecule: messenger RNA, 4715 nt
Organism: Artibeus jamaicensis (Jamaican fruit-eating bat)
Lineage: Eukaryota; Metazoa; Chordata; Mammalia; Chiroptera; Phyllostomidae
Gene: DTNA
Product: dystrobrevin alpha
Exons: 19
Coding region: 14-2200 (728 amino acids)
Biological process (GO): synaptic signaling
Cellular component (GO): plasma membrane; synapse
Molecular function (GO): zinc ion binding
Source: RefSeq, a predicted model, not a curated record
GCCCAGCCAUAGAAUGGAUGGAAUGAUUGAAGAUAGUGGGAAAAGAGGAAAUACUAUGGCAGAAAGAAGACAGCUGUUUGCAGAGAUGAGGGCUCAAGAUCUGGAUCGUAUCCGACUCUCCACCUACAGAACAGCAUGCAAGCUUCGGUUCGUUCAGAAGAAAUGCAACCUGCACCUGGUGGACAUUUGGAACGUCAUAGAGGCAUUGCGGGAAAAUGCUCUGAACAACCUGGACCCAAACAUAGAACUCAGUGUGGCCCGCUUGGAGGCUGUGCUGUCCACCAUUUUUUACCAGCUCAACAAACGGAUGCCAACCACUCACCAAAUCCACGUGGAGCAGUCCAUCAGCCUGCUUCUCAACUUCCUGCUGGCAGCAUUUGAUCCGGAAGGCCAUGGCAAAAUUUCAGUAUUUGCUGUCAAAAUGGCUUUAGCCACACUGUGUGGCGGGAAGAUCAUGGACAAAUUAAGAUAUAUUUUCUCGAUGAUUUCUGACUCCAGUGGGGUGAUGGUUUAUGGACGAUAUGAUCAGUUUCUGCGGGAAGUUCUCAAGCUACCCACAGCAGUUUUUGAAGGUCCCUCAUUUGGUUACACAGAACAGUCAGCUAGAUCCUGUUUCUCUCAACAGAAAAAAGUCACGUUAAAUGGUUUCUUGGACACACUCAUGUCAGACCCUCCCCCUCAGUGUCUGGUCUGGCUGCCCCUUCUGCACCGGCUGGCAAAUGUAGAAAAUGUCUUCCAUCCGGUUGAGUGUUCCUACUGCCACAGUGAGAGCAUGAUGGGGUUUCGCUACCGAUGCCAACAGUGUCACAAUUACCAGCUCUGUCAGGACUGCUUCUGGAGAGGUCAUGCCAGCGGUUCCCAUAGCAACCAGCACCAAAUGAAAGAGUACACAUCAUGGAAAUCGCCCGCUAAGAAGCUAACUAAUGCGUUAAGCAAGUCCCUGAGCUGCGCUUCCAGCCGUGAGCCUUUGCACCCCAUGUUCCCGGACCAGCCUGAGAAGCCACUCAACUUGGCCCACAUCGUGCCACCCAGACCUGUAACCAGCAUGAAUGACACCCUGUUCUCCCACUCUGUCCCCUCCUCAGGAAGUCCUUUUAUUACCAGGAGUAUGCUGGAGAGCUCAAACCGGCUUGAUGAAGAACACAGGUUGAUUGCCAGGUACGCGGCAAGACUGGCAGCAGAGUCCACGUCGUCUCAGCCAGCUCAGCAGAGAAGUGCUCCUGACAUUUCCUUCACCAUCGAUGCAAAUAAGCAGCAAAGGCAGCUCAUCGCAGAACUAGAGAACAAGAACAGAGAAAUCUUACAGGAGAUCCAGAGGCUGCGGCUAGAGCAUGAGCAAGCUUCUCAGCCUACCCCAGAGAAGGCGCAACAAAACCCCACUCUGCUGGCAGAGCUGCGGCUCCUCAGACAGCGCAAGGAUGAGCUGGAACAGAGAAUGUCUGCUCUCCAGGAGAGCCGGAGAGAGCUAAUGGUCCAGUUAGAAGGUCUCAUGAAGCUACUAAAGACCCAGGGGGCAGGCUCGCCUCGCUCCUCCCCCAGCCACACCGUCAGCAGGCCCAUCCCCAUGCCCGUGCGGUCGGCCUCCGCCUGCUCCACCCCGGCGCACACGCCUCAGGACUCGCUCACGGGGGUAGGGGGUGAUGUACAGGAGGCGUUUGCACAAAGUUCAAGAAGAAAUUUAAGGAAUGACUUAUUAGUGGCAGCGGAUUCCAUCACUAACACCAUGUCCUCUCUUGUGAAAGAGCUGAAUUCCGAGGUAGGGAGCGAAACAGAGAGCAAUGUGGAUUCUGAAUUCGGACGAACUCAAUUUGAGGAUCUGGUUCCAUCACCAACCUCGGAAAAGGCUUUUCUCGCACAAAUCCAUGCCCGGAAACCCGGGUACAUUCACGGCAGAGCUACCCCAAGCACCAUGCACAGUGACGUGGUCACGGAAGAUGGGGAUCCCUACGUGCGGCCCGAGGACGAGAACUAUGAGAACGACUCAGUCCGGCAGCUGGAGAACGAGCUCAAGAUGGAGGAGUACCUGAAGCAGAAGCUGCAGGACGAAGCCUAUCAGGCAAACUAUAGUCAGACAGAUGAUGAAAAUAACAUGAGAGCUGAUGAUGAAGGGGAGCGCUGCACCCACCCACACAGAGGAGAAGACAGCAGCCUGGCCGCCACCUCACCGAAGAGAGGAGCCGCCACACGCACCUGCUCCUGACAGACCCCCUCCCCCAGAGACGUUUUCCACUGACUGUAGUGCAGCUAACAUUUUGUUCUAAGAUUUGUAGAUCAUAGUUGUGUGUGUUUUAAAAAAGGAAAGAAAAAAAGAGACUUCGGUUCACAGCUCACUUAUCAACCACAUCUUCUGUAACAUGGCUCAUCCCUGGUUUAAAACGAACAAAAGACCCACAGGCUGGAAACCCACGCUGCUGUUGCUCACGACGGCAGCGUUAAUAAGCAUUUUAAACCUUUGCACAUGAUAUUGAACCUGUUCAGUUUACAGUGACAAUACUAAUACUGUUUAUAGCUAGAAGUUUGAUUUCUGAAUUCUUUGAGAUUUUAGCAAAACAGUUUAUUAUACAAUGUACAUUUUUUUUCCACAGCAAUUGGGAAAAAACAACCACUUGCAAUUAUUCUUGACCCUGAUGGAUUUGGUUCCUGGGUGUACAGACUCGGAGCCCAGAAGCCAAGAAGGGUCCUUGGCCUGCACUCUCUGCCCUUGUCACCAAGUCUCUGUGAGCAGUGACUUGAAGCAAACCUACCAGGAAAAUGCAGUCUUUGGGGCUUCUUUCCAACUUGAGGUUGUUUUCUUUCAAGAUAUUCUAGCAAAUCAGCCAUAGAAUUUAGUGUAAAUAUUUUUUCCAAAUAGAUGUCAUAUUCAAAAACAGACAACAUUCGAAUUCUAUAGAAUCUAGUUUUUAAAAUCAGCACAGAUCUUCUUAAAAACUGUGAACUAUGUUUUGAAAUAAUCGUUACUAAAGCUGUUUAUAAACCACAGGUGCCAUAAGAUCCCCACACGGACUAAAGUGAUCUCUGCUCUUCCACAGUCCUGUUCCUCUCGUUUUAGCUUUAGGGAGCAUGUCUCUAACAGCACCGCUCAUCCACAAGUUCCCCUAUCAGGUUGUUUGGAGGCCUUCAGCUUUAAUUGUACAGGCUUAAAAAGUGCGCUUGCAAAAAUGUUCACUCUCCUUUUAUUUCUGAAUGUGUAUUGCCUUAGCUGGCUACCUGGUAUUCUGCAUGCAGCCUUCUGUGGUCACGUGAAAGGGAACAGCCUCUGCUAAGUUGAGUUGGGAUUUUGCACUCAGGGAAAAAAGCUGGUGUGCAAAAGAAAUGUCAAAGAAGGGAGAACGGAAGACUGUUGAUGGUCCUUUAUGAGGACCCUUUUGGGGGAGUACUAAAGACCUCCCUUGGGGAUUCUUGGGAACUGAAAAAAUAACCUUUAUCAAGAAAUGAUUAAAUAAAAAUCCUGCAGCAUAUUAGAUGCAUUAUACUCAAAUUGGCAGCUUCUCUGAAAUUCCUGCUGCUCCUUUAAAAGAAAGAAGACAACAUCAUUUUAAGACAAUGUUUCUCAAAGUGUGUUCCCUGGACCAGAAAGCAUCAGCAUCCCCUGGGAAUUUAUUUAGAAAUGCAAAUUCUUGGGCCCCAGCCCAGGCCUACUGAGUCAGUAAUUCUGGGUGGGUGCUGGGAGGGGGGAGUUGGGGGGGUGGCAGCAAUCUGUGUUUUAAUAAACCUCCAGGUGAUUCUGGUGCCUGCUAAAGGUUGAGAACCACUGCUUUAGAAUGAAGUUGUAUAAUAAAAUCUCUGAAAAGGCCUUAUUCAAAGUAAGUAAGACAGGCUCUGUGUCAAGCUUAAAACUUCAGCAACUUGAUUUUGCUUCCAUGGCUGGCCGCAACCUUCGCCCACCCCACAUAGUUGGUAGUUAAUGAGUACCCAGCUGACAGCAGGUGUCCUGACAUCUUCCAGCUCCCUCUCCAGCGGGCUCUACGAUGUUCCCAUCUCUGCAUUUGGUCAGAAACGGAAUCACAUGCCUUAGGGAUAGUUAAGCUCUUGGUCGGCAUUAGUAAGGAGCCCAUUCUACCCAUUGACACACUCAAUCAUACUUCCUUCCAGAGAACCAGUCUGACAAAUGUCCUUGAGAACAGGCUGACACCAAAGUGGCACAACUGCACAGUUCUCAGAUUUUUUGCACAGAUAGAUUUUUAUUGCGGGUUUUGUUGGUAUAUCUUAAUGUUCAUCUCCUUUCCACUGCCCAUCUUCUGUGAAACCGUACCUCUCUAGAUGGAGCAGGUGGUCCCGGGUGCCUCGUACUCAGUACUUACAACCACUACAUCCCAGCUACUUACAUUGCUGUCAGCUCUAACUCAUAGCCAGGUAGUUCUUGAACUCAGAACUCUGACCCUGUGAGUGGCAUGCAGCCACUGACUGGAAUGAGCUGAAUGACACUGUUGUCACUGUGUUUCUAUAUCAGAAUGUUUGUCUAAGGUUUGAACUGUUUUGCUGAUGAUCUUCCCCCUUGUUGUAGCUUUCAUUGCCAACUCCAUCACACGGUUGUUGAUACCAUCCUGCAAAGCCAUUGCAAGGUCUCUAGAAACUGCUGCCAAUGACCAGUUCCUGACUAACCAGCCACCUUUUCUUUCUCUUAGCUCCACGUCAGCACUGAGACCAGACUCAAGCACCCCUCUCCUGUAAUCGAGACAAAAUGGCGUGUGUUGUUUUGGGCUUUUGUGGUUUUU